Aspergillus versicolor CBS 583.65 is the source of this 2190-nucleotide messenger RNA. Its product is annotated as Zn(II)2Cys6 transcription factor. The record is from RefSeq and is a predicted model, not a curated record. The transcript is spliced from 6 exons. Lineage: Eukaryota; Fungi; Ascomycota; Eurotiomycetes; Eurotiales; Aspergillaceae. Gene Ontology annotation, molecular function: zinc ion binding; DNA binding; DNA-binding transcription factor activity, RNA polymerase II-specific. Bases 1 to 2151 code for a protein of 716 amino acids. Gene Ontology annotation, biological process: DNA-templated transcription; regulation of DNA-templated transcription.
AUGACCACAAUAGGCCCCAACUCUGUAGGCCGCUACAAGACACGGAGAAUCCCUGAUGACAAGCGGAAGCGAGCUGCCCAGGCAUGCGAUCGGUGUAAGGCUCGUAAAAGCAAAUGCGUGGGCGUCGCCUCGGGCAGGUGCCAGAGAUGUACCCGGGAUGACCGGGUCUGCAAACUUACCAAGCAUUAUCAGUCUCAGGAGGAAUCAGCUUCACCACAGUCAACGAGGGCGGUGGUAAACAGGCUAUGUGGACCUGCCAGCUUUGAGCCUGUUGAAGAUGGCGGUGGUAUCGAUAAUAACCAAACAAUGAAGAUAACUUGGCCCAAGUUUCUGGUGCAGCUUCGAGAAGCGCUUGCAUUGGAUUCGCGUACCGAACUGAAAGAGGGCGACAUGAUGGCCAUGCAGACGCAAUUCCACCAGCCAACGUCACUACAGCCAAACGAAAUCAAUCGCAUCCACAAGGCUUCUCGCGCUCUUCCACCUCGAGCCGUCGCUGAUUUUCUAAUUUCAGUAUGCAUAACCCACGCAUCCGAUGUCUUCUUUUACUUCGACCACGCCCAGUUCUUGGCCGACGUUGAUCAACUCUACACAAAUUCCGCAUCUCAACUCCGCUUGGAUAGCGGGUUUGUUUGUUUGGUCCUUUCAGUUCUAGCGCUGGGCAGUCAAUGGACAGAAAUAGAACGGCCGGCGGGUUUCCCUACCAAUGUACUCCCCGAUGGCGGGGAUCCUGGACGCGUUUUUUACGAAGAAGCUCGGCUACUUAUCCCCGAUCUCAUGGAUCGUACAUCUUUGACUUCGAUCCAAGCGCCCUUCAUUCUAGGAGUAUACUCACUCCCAGACCGAGCACCAGGGUCGGCAUACUCUUAUAUGGGGUUAUCUCUGCGCAAAGCCGUUGCACUUGAGAUCCAUCAGCAGACAGACGAUUCAAGAAUUUCCGAGCACGAGAAGCAGGUUCACCGUCGCUUAUGGUGGUCUGUAUACUCGCUAGAGCGGACUACGGCCGUAAAACUAAAUCGUCCACGGUCCAUUGACCCGGGGGCGAUUACCACGCCGCUCCCAGCCCCUUUGCCUUCUUUGGAUUGUACCCAGACGGUGGACAAUAUCCAGCACCAGAUAGCGUAUGCAGAGUUGGUGAGAAUUAUUGAUCAGAUUGCUGACGUAGGGAGCAAACCGUGCGACAAUACCCAGAUAGAUGCGUUACAACUGGAGCUGCAAACCUGGAAGCAAAACGUGCCUUCAUCUCUGAUAAUGGACAACCUACAACCUAAAGAUAAUUGCUAUCGCCUUGCCUUCCACCUCCGGCUCAACUAUCUCUACGCCUGGAUAGUCCUCGGCAAAGGUUCCCUCCUUAGCACCAUCCAAGCCCAGGUCCGGCAUCAUAAGCAAAACCCCCACGCAGUACUAGUGGAGGGCGAUACUCCAGCUUUCGGCUCACUAGCCCUAUCCUGCGUAAAGGCCAGCAAAACAAUACUUCACCUCUUCGAGCACCUCUCACACAACAAUCUCAUAUUCCGCUUCUCCUUCACGGACUUCCAAGGCUGUAGUAUCGCCACCAUCGUGGCUAUCUUGGCCGGUAUCAUCGAGCGAGACUCAGAGUAUGAAGCCCGUGUUGCCUUUGGAUUGAACUACCUGCGUACAAUGGCGCUUGGUAAUCUACCGGCUGAAGUUGGUGUGCGGUUUAUCGAAGCCCUGCAGGCUAUCUCGAAUGAGGCUUUUACAAAACUUGGGAGUGUGUCGUCUUUGGAUGAUAAAAGCGACCAAGGACAGGGAGCCCAGCCAGGGGCCCGCUACGCCGCUGGGUAUAGUGAAUGGGCGCAAUGGGUGUCGUCAAAGGCCAACCCAGGCUCUGAGCAACAGCGGAGCACUCCAUUCGGGGUCUCUGAUUCUACAUUUGGAUCAACGAUGGCCACUACUACUAUAGAUGGGCAAGCUACGGCGGGACUUAGUGUGAACGAGCUCCCAAAAUGGCCGGGGUCAGAAGCUCAUCAGGACCUGUCCAAUACAGGCACUGUUGACUCGCCGCAUCUAUCUCUUGAUGUAGAUCCGCAGAUGAUUUGGAGCCAUGAUGAUCAGAUGGCGCUGAUGGGGUUGACUGGUUUGGACAUGUUGGAAUUUGAAGCGAUACCGUCACAUGUAAAUAAUCCAUAUUGACGGUUGACAUGGCAUGACAUGUUCGUUAACUCCUUCCUU